AUGAAUCUUACAAAGAGAUUGGUCCUGACGUCCACUUUGAACCUCGUAAAUGAUAGAGAAGUAGUAAUAUACAAUGAUAACGAUUCUCUCGAUUCAAGAUAUUAUAUAUCAAAAACGACGGGAUUUCGAUUACCAAAUUAUAUAUUUUCAUGCUGUGGAACUAAAACGUUUAUGAGAGGUACUACUACAUUGAAUCAGCCAGCCAUGCAGUCGAACAGACAACCUACACAAAUGAUCCUUCAUCAACAACAGCAGCAGCAGCAGCAACCUCGGCAACAGUUCCAGCAACAAUUCAUCAUAGCAUCACAACCGACACAACAACACGAAUUUACAGUCCAACAACAGCAGCAGAUGGUGUUUCAGCAACAACCUCAACAGACAUUUAGUAAUCAAUUUCUUCAAUUUCAAAGUCAGACCCAGCCAGUUCAAGUGCAGUUUCAACAAGUCAAUCAACCACAACACUUUCAGCAACAGCAUCAACUAAUCCAGCAACCAAAACAACAACACCAACUACUACAAAAAAGUGCAAAAGUAUAUACAACAGAGCAAGUGCUACAGCAGAUCAUCUCGAACGACGACCACAACGACAACAACGGUUGUGAAGUUGACUAUGAACCUGAUCCAGAUUUUUUCUUGAAUGAGGUUGAGGAGGUCAUUGGAGACACACAGGAAGAAAGCACAUUGUGGAUGUCUUGCUCACCUGGCAGAGAUUCAGCUGACGGGGAUGAUAACGAAAAUGAAGAAACCACUGUUGUUAGUGACUUUUCUCCAUCAUAUGAAAGUCUAAAAAGGUACAACCCUGUAAAUAAUUCAUAUGAUUCUGUCGAGGUGGAGGAGGAGGAGGAGGAGGAGGAGUGCGAAGAGGAGCCUGCCCCCGUUAAACAGGAUGAGAAAAAGCCAAUUUCCAGUUAUGGAUUGUUCUUCAGAGACACGCAGGCAGCCAUAGAGGAACAGAAACCUGAUGUAACAUUCAGUGAGGUUGCGCAUGUUGUUGCCAAAAUGUGGGAUGAACUGGAGGACAAACAUAAGCAAUACUAUGAGAAGUUGGCUGAUCUUGAAAAACUGAAAGCCAGAAAGGAGAGAAAGAAAAUGUCAAAUGAUUCAGGAAAGAUGAAUGAUAAAUUGCAGACAAAGAAGCCAAAGGAGAGGAAAAAACCGUCUGCAUCCUCAACUGAAAUGGUUCAGUCGAGGCCAGCGAACCAACCAAUGUGCGUGAGAGAGGGGUGUUCGAACAGGGCAAUCAAUGACACGAGGUGGAACUUGGACUACUGCAGUACACAGUGCGUCGUCAGCCACUGCAAAGAUGUCUUCAAAUCCUGGGUGGCACACAGGAAAGAUCCAAAUCCAGAAGUGGAAGCCUGCUAG
Molecule: messenger RNA, 1365 nt
Organism: Helobdella robusta
Lineage: Eukaryota; Metazoa; Annelida; Clitellata; Rhynchobdellida; Glossiphoniidae
Exons: 9
Coding region: 1-1365 (454 amino acids)
Biological process (GO): regulation of transcription by RNA polymerase II
Cellular component (GO): nucleus
Molecular function (GO): chromatin DNA binding
Source: RefSeq, a predicted model, not a curated record